AUGGCAUUUUCAAAGAUUUUACCAGAAUUAUUAGAUGAAAUUUUACAAUAUUUUCAUCAAGAUUAUAAAACACUAUAUUCAUGUAUAUUGGUUAAUAGAUUAUGGUGUAAUUUAGCAAUUCCAUUAUUAUGGGAAAAUCCAUUUUCAAUUGAAUUUCCUAAAAAUUAUCACUUUAUUGAAAUUUAUUUAUAUAAUUUAAAUGAUGAUGAUAAAACAAAAUUAAUUCAAUAUGGAAUGAAUAAAGAUUUAUUUCCUUUAAAUACAUUAUUUAAAUAUCCUAGUUUUAUUAAACAUUUGGAUAUAAAUAAAAUUAGUAAAUCUAUUGAAUAUUGGGAAGUAACUAUUAGAACUUCAGAAACUAAUAAUAAUUUGCAAAAUUCAAACUUUAUAAAAUUAAUUUGUAAAUCAUUGAUUCAAAUAUUCAUUGAAAAUGAAGUAAAUUUAUAUAGUUUAAAAGUUUUAUUAGGAAGUUUUGAUGAUAUUUUUGAAUUAAUUUUACAAAAUUCAAAUUUCAUUGGUAAUAUAAAAAAAUUGAAAUUAGAUCUUUUGAAAAUAUCUGAAUCUUCAACAAAAUUUUUAACAUUUCUAAGUUCUAAUUGCAAUUCAAUUUCAUCUCUUAGUCAAUCAUUUCAAUAUUAUAAUGACUAUAAACACCAACAAAUAAUGGAAAACAGUUUAUCACAAAUUAUUAAUUCUCAAAAAAAUCUUAGAAAAAUAUUAUUUAGAUCAAAUAAAUUUCCUUUGUACCAAUCAUUAUUAUCAUUAAAAAAUCCUAAUUGUUCAAAUACAUUAAACACAAUCAUAUUUUAUCAUAUUAAUUUUGAAAAUAUAAUUAUUUUAAAUGAAGUAUUUAAUCAAUUAAAUGUUUUAGAAUCAAUUCAUAUUAUUAAUUGUCAUUGUAUAGAUACUAAAUUUGUUCAACAAAUUAUUAAUAUUACUAAACCAUUUAAAUUUAAACUGAAAUCUUUAAUUUUGCGUAAAGUACCACAAUUUGAACCAUUAGAUCUUCUAUUACAACAUUUUGGUUGUUAUUUAGAAAAUUUGGGAAUUUUUGUAGAAAAUAAACCACAAUCAUCGCAAUUAUUUAAAUCAGUUACAAAAUAUUGUAGUAAAAUUAAAUUUUUAUUAUUAGGCCUUGGGAUAAAUUAUCAGAAUAUUAACUUAGUAUUCAAUUUAAUUGAUAAUAUUAAACAGAGUCUUAAUUGUCUUGUAAUUGAUGUCACUAUUGACAAUAAUGACAAUAAUAAUUUUAGUUCUAUUAUAUUACAAAAUUUAGGACAAAUUCUUCCUUUUAAAUUAGAUUAUUUGAAUUUGUGUCUUUCAAUUAAUGAAAGUGAUUUAGAAAUAUUCUUAAAGAAUUCUCAAAAUACUUUUAUUAAAAAAUUGUUAAUUAAAAUUAAAAGGAAAGAAAAAUAUGUAGAUAUUUAUCCUUAUAUAAAGGAAUAUAUUAUGAAAAAGAAAAGAGUUAAAUAUUUGGCUAUUUCAGAAAUUUCUGAUAAAAAAAAUUGGUUUUCUCUGAAAGAUAUAGUGAAAGAAUUUAAAUUAUAUGAUAUUCAAAUUUUAGAUUAUUAUAUUUUAAGAAAUGAUAUUGAUAGUAUUAAUGAUAUAUUAGAAGUAUUUAAAGAAUAA
This is a messenger RNA of Rhizophagus irregularis DAOM 181602=DAOM 197198, 1629 nucleotides long. RefSeq lists its product as uncharacterized. Gene Ontology annotation, molecular function: protein binding. NCBI's taxonomy places the organism in Eukaryota, Fungi, Glomeromycota, Glomeromycetes, Glomerales, Glomeraceae. The record is from RefSeq and is a predicted model, not a curated record.